AUGAAUAUUUUUGAAAAAUUUAAUCCACCUAUUGAUUACCAUGGACAAGAAUUAUCAAUGAAGCUUUUUUAUGUAUUAAUAUACAUUGGAUAUUUCUUUUCAUUAAUAACUGGUAUAUUGUACAAUGAUUUAAAAUAUACUUUAUUAUUAGGAAUAUUUACUGUAUGCAUUGUUUUCUUUAUUUGUGUGCCAUCUUGGAGAUUUUAUAGAAAAAAUCCAUUAAAGUUUGAAAAGAAGAAUAAUUAA
Vairimorpha ceranae is the source of this 246-nucleotide messenger RNA. Its product is annotated as signal peptidase subunit. Gene Ontology annotation, biological process: protein targeting to ER. Lineage: Eukaryota; Fungi; Microsporidia; Nosematidae. Bases 1 to 246 code for a protein of 81 amino acids. The transcript has a single exon. The record is from RefSeq and is a predicted model, not a curated record. Gene Ontology annotation, cellular component: endoplasmic reticulum membrane; signal peptidase complex.